Messenger RNA from Dioscorea cayenensis subsp. rotundata (Guinea yam), 1550 nucleotides. Its product is annotated as UDP-glucose:2-hydroxyflavanone C-glucosyltransferase-like. The coding region runs from base 70 to 1476 and encodes 468 amino acids. The transcript has a single exon. Lineage: Eukaryota; Viridiplantae; Streptophyta; Magnoliopsida; Dioscoreales; Dioscoreaceae. The record is from RefSeq and is a predicted model, not a curated record. Gene Ontology annotation, molecular function: UDP-glycosyltransferase activity.
AUUUGAUGACAUCCACCAUUUCUCUCUCACACACAAAGACACACCAACCAGCCUCCAACCUCUUCAUCGAUGGUGUUCUCCGGCGAACAACCACGGCCUCACAUCGCCAUCAUCCCAAGCGCCGGCAUGGGCCAUCUCACACCUUCAUGCCGCCUUGCCACCACUCUAGCCGCCCAAGGAUGCCACGUGUCCCUCAUCGUCUUCCAUCCAAUGGUUUCCUCCGCCGAGUCCAAAUCCAUGACCAACUUCUUCUCCAGCUUCCCCUCAAUCCACCCCAUCCACUUCAACGUCGUCCCCCUCCCCGGCUCUGGCGAUCCAUUCUUUCUCCAGUUUGAAGCCAUUCGCCAGUCUCCUCACCUCCUCCUCCCUCUUCUCACUUCUUCUUCUUCUCCACCGAUUACUUCUAUCAUCGUCGACAUCUCUUUAGCUUCCACUUUCUUACCGGCCAUUUCUCCGACAGGGAUCAGCACCUUCAUUUUCUUCACUGCCUCGGCGUCAAUGCUUGCCCUCUGUGCUUACUUUCCCACUCACAUUGACAUUGAUCAGAACAAAAGAAGCAAAGAUCAUGUGGAUGUCCCUGGAGUUGGAGUUAUUCCAAUGGCUUCAAUCCCUCCCAGACUUCACAACCCCAGUGAUCUUUUCACCACUCAGUUCGUCGCCAAUGGACGUGCUCUCAUGCAAGCCAAUGGAGUCUUGAUAAACACCUUUGAAGCUCUAGAACCAGAGACUCUCACAGCGUUCAAUAAUGGAGUUGUGUUGCCUGGGUUCCCUCCUGUCAUGGCCGUUGGGCCAGUGAAGCAACUCCCGUUGAUGGAAACGUCUGCGGCGUUGCCGUGGCUUGAUGCGCAGAUGGAGAGGUCGGUGGUGUACGUGAGCUUUGGUAGCCGGACGGGGAUGUCGGUGGAGCAAAUCAGAGAACUAGGAGUUGGGUUGGAGAGGAGUGGGGCUAAGUUCUUGUGGGUGAUUAAAACUAAGAUGGUGGACAAAGAGGAAGCGCAAGUGGAGUUAAAGGAGUUAUUAGGAGAGGAAUUGGUGGAGAGGAUCAAGGAGAUAGGAUCAAUGGUGGUGCAUGGAUGGGUGGAACAAGAGGAGAUCUUGAAGCAUGGAGCUGUGGGUGGGUUUGUGAGUCACUGUGGUUGGAACUCGGUGAUGGAGGCGGCGCUGCAUGGUGUGCCGGUGCUGGCGUGGCCUCAAAUAGGAGAUCAGAAGGUGAACGCUGAGGUGGUGAGGAGGAGUGGGUUGGGGAUUUGGGUGGAGGAGUGGAGUUGGGGAGGUCAAGAAGGUAAGGUGGUGAAGGGGGAGGAGAUUGCGGAGAGAGUAAAGGAGCUUAUGGAUAGCCCGGUGGUGUGCUCGUCGGCGGCGAGGGUGGCGGCGGAGGCUGUGAAGGCUGUUGGAGAUGGUGGAAGCUCUGAGAAAAGUUUGGCUGAGUUCAUUGCUAAGUUGGAAGGGGUGAAAUAUAUGGGAUUAAUAAAUUAGUUACUGUUUUUAAUUAUAUGGAUACGAUAAUAAUGAAUGGUAUUUAAUAAAUUUAUCUUGUUUUUGUUUUCUUA